GGGUGGACUGUUGGCGCAUGCGCUUUAGCAAAACAGCUAUGGCUUCCGUACUCUGACACAUGCCACAAUAACAAUUCGGGAAACACAACCUAAAACUCUUUUCGCUGAGGCGGACAGACGACAGAUGAGCCAAAUAUGUCUCGGCACCGCAAUGUCCGAGGCUACAACUACAACGAAGAUUUUGAAGAUGAUGACAUGUAUGGGCAGUCUAUGGAGGAUGACUACUGUAUAUCACCAGCAACAGCCAAUCAGUUUAUCUACUCUCGUCGAGAGAAGCAAGCGCCCAAAGAGGAGCCGCUGGAGGAGGAAGAAUAUGAAGAGGAUGUACCUAUGCCCCUGACCGUCAACCAAAACCUUGAUCCUCUCGAUCAAGCCAAGCUGUACUCUUGUCUGGAUCACAUGAGGGCCGUGCUGGGAGAUUCAAUGCCGGACUCUGUCUUGAACCAAGUCGCCAUAAAGUGUGAAUUCGAUGCGCACCGUGCGCUGGAUGCCAUCCUCUCCGAAGACCCUAAAACGGCCCUGGUUAGCAAAACUACCACAGAUGUCCCGCCAGCUGUCCAGAGGGUUAACAAGGAAAAAGCAUCGCUUCCGCAAAGAAGCAGGGAGGCGGCCGUGAUUGAGAAAGCUAAAAGCAGGGACAUGUCUCACGAUAAGAUGGACUCGGAGGUCUUACCCAAAGUGGCCCGCAUGACCGUUUCAGGCAAGAAGCAGACUAUGGGCUUUGAUGUUCCCAGCAGUGGAGACAACGACAUCAUUGCAGCAGCUGUGGCGCGGCAAGCCAACAGCCCCGAAAACCCUACCACGACGACACCCGCCAGUGGCGAGAGCAACUCCAGACGAUCCGAGACGCCCUCCAAAGGUUCAUACGAAGAUGAGAUGGCCAGUGUUUCCACUCCCGGACGCUCCUCCGGAAAGGCACGGCCGACAAUCGACGUGAAGGCCGAACUGGAGAAGAGACAAGGAGGCAAACCACUGUUGAAUCUAGUAGUUAUAGGUCAUGUGGACGCAGGGAAGAGCACGCUAAUGGGCCACCUGCUGUAUCUGCUGGGCAAUGUCAACAAGCGCACUAUGCACAAGUAUGAAACAGAGUCCAAGAAAGCGGGCAAGGCAUCUUUUGCCUACGCUUGGGUUCUGGAUGAAACUGGCGAGGAGAGGGACAGAGGCGUGACGAUGGACGUCGGCAUGACCAAGUUUGAGACCAACUCCAAGGUGGUGACGCUGAUGGACGCACCGGGACACAAAGACUUCAUCCCCAACAUGAUCACAGGAGCUGCCCAGGCAGAGGUGGCCGUGCUGGUGGUGGACGCCAGCCGGGGAGAAUUCGAGGCGGGCUUUGAGGCGGGCGGCCAGACCAGAGAGCACGCCCUGUUGGUGCGCUCGCUCGGUGUUACUCAGCUGGCGGUGGCAGUCAACAAGAUGGACCAGGUUAAUUGGCAGCAGGAACGUUUCCAGGAAAUCACAUCGAAGCUUGGACAUUUUCUCAAGCAAGCAGGCUUCAAGGACUCUGAUGUUUUCUACAUCCCCACCAGUGGCCUCUCAGGAGAGAACCUCAUUGUCAGAAGUUCAGUUUCUGAGCUCACCUCUUGGUAUUCUGGCCUCAGCCUGCUGGAACAGAUUGAUGCCUUCAGGGCUCCUCAGCGUUGUGUGGACAAACCUUUCAGAUUAUGCGUCUCAGACGUAUUCAAAGACCAGGGCUCGGGAUUCUGCAUCACAGGCAAGAUUGAGGCUGGCUAUAUUCAGACCGGAGACAAGCUGCUGGCUAUGCCUCCCAAUGAGACGUGCAUUGUCAAAGGAAUCACUCUACAUGACGCUCCUUUAGAUUGGGCGGCAGCUGGAGAUCACGUCAGCCUCACGGUCACUGGCAUGGACAUCAUCAAGAUCAACGUGGGUUGUGUAUUCUGCAAUUCCAAGGAGCCCAUUCGAGUGUGCACCCGAUUCAGAGCGCGCCUGUUGAUCUUCAAUUUUGAGAUUCCCAUCACGAAAGGCUUCCCGGUAUUGUUACAUUAUGGAACGGUCAGUGAGCCGGCCACUAUUACAAAACUGAUAAGCGUUCUACAUAAGAGCAGCGGCGAGGUCCUCAAGAAGAAACCAAAGUGUUUGGGUAAAGGUAUGAACGCCAUUGUUGAGAUCCAGACGCAGAGGCCGGUAGCACUGGAGCUCUACAAAGACUACAAGGAGCUGGGUCGCUUCAUGCUCCGCUACGUGGGCUCCACCAUCGCUGCAGGCGUAGUCACUGAGAUCAAAGAAUGAAUUUUCUGUCCUUCAGCGUUUGUCCUCGCAGCCAGACAAAGACAAAGUGCAUGUCACUGCAAUGCGAGCGCAUCCCUCCUCCAUCCCACAUGCGCAGUCGCUGCUUCACCAGUUUGGCCAGAUCAACUCUAAAGCUGCGCCGUUACCCAACAUCAGGUGGCACCAUCUGUGUUGGGUAGCACAUCUCAGCAUCUGACAGUGAUGCUGAGCCUCCACCUCCUAAAAGACUUGCGUGAUGUCCAAUGCUUUAAAUGAUCUUAUUGUUCUCAAAUUCGACUGGUUGCUUGAGUUCUAAUCAUCAUGGCGGAAAUAUUGUCAUACAACCAAUUGAAGCAUUGCAGGUUGAUGAAAACAAAAAAAAACUGGAACACAGGAUAUUUUUCUCUAGUACUGGUGGAGCCACAACAGAACAAGUAAUUCCUCAUCUUAUUAUUUAUAUUAUUUUGAGCACAAAUUGAUAAUUUUUUUAAUUUUAGGCAGCAGAUCCCCGAUUCAGGAGAAAAAGGUUUGCUAUUGUUUUCAUCAGACAUUUGCAUCUCACGCAAUGCUUAAACUUUUUAAUAAUUUCAUUCAUGUUUGUGUGCGAGCUGAGUCAAGAUGGACUGACUCCAUGCGUGACUGUAUAAUAAUAAUGCAGAUGAAAUGAAGAUAAAAAGUCACUCAACUGUGUUUUGUUUGCGAGUCUUUAGUUUCAAACCAGCAAAAAGCUUUUGUGCCACUUUUAGCUGUAUAUUACAGAUAGUCAACAAGAGCUUAAUACAACUGUUUCAAAUGCAGAAUAGGCUUUUUAAUUUAUGUUUUAACAAUCAAAUGUGACCCCUAGAGCCUGUCAAUGAGUGCCAGCCAGGCGUGACAAUAAAAUGCAUGUUCACUACUUGUCUUAAAAUAAAGCUCUUAAAAAUGGUUGAAAAAUAGCAUAUCAAAUCAUGUAAGAUGAUUACAAAUCUGUUAACAUUUGAGUCAGUGCCAUAACAUAUAUUUAUAUAUUUUAAAAAGCUUUAUUAACAGGCCAUAAAAAAAUUAAAUAGUUGUUUUUUUUCUUGGUUUGUCAGUUGAGGAUUUAAAACGGGAGGAACAAAGUCAACACAUUAAUGAGUGUAUUUUACUACUGUUAUAAUAAUUUAUAUUGAAUUAAACCAUU
This is a messenger RNA of Entelurus aequoreus (snake pipefish), 3391 nucleotides long. RefSeq names its product HBS1-like translational GTPase (gene hbs1l). Gene Ontology annotation, molecular function: GTPase activity; GTP binding. The transcript has 18 exons. Gene Ontology annotation, biological process: translation. The coding region runs from base 136 to 2250 and encodes 704 amino acids. The record is from RefSeq and is a predicted model, not a curated record. Lineage: Eukaryota; Metazoa; Chordata; Actinopteri; Syngnathiformes; Syngnathidae.